AUGACCAUGCAGCCCUAUACACCCAGCCCUAAUCACCUGGCAGAUAUGUUUGUGGAGAAUGAUAUUGUAUUCUCCUGUAGGCCAACUGUCAACUACGGAAAGCUCCCACAGCAGCAUGUCUGUGAGGAGGAGGAGAUUCUCACUGACCAGCAGCUCUGUGACCAGGAGAGGAACUCAAGUCUGGACCAAGAGGAACCAGAGCCUCCACAGAUUAAAGAGGACCAAAAGGAACCAGAGCCUCCACAGAUUAAAGAGGAACAAGAGGAACCAGAGCCUUCAGAAAUUAAAGAGGAACCAGAGCCUUCGGACAUUAAAGAGGAACUCUGCACCAGUCUUGAGAUAGAACAGCCGGUACUGAAGGAGGAGACAGAAACCUUGAUGUGGACUCCUACUUGUGAGGAAAGUGAAGAUCAGACUCUAGACUUGAGUCCUGAUAAAACUCAGAUUGACAAGUCUACCACUUUAAAGAUUCACAAUAAUACUUUGACAGAGAAACCGUGUUUUGAAUGUGACACUUGUGGGAAAUCCUUUGCGGUCAAGUCCAAUUUGUGCAGACAUCUCAGAGUCCAUACAGGUGAGAAGCCGUAUACAUGUAACACCUGUGAGAAAAGAUUCUCUCAGCUGAAUACAUUAAAAGUGCACAUGAGAACACACACAGGUGAGAAGCCGUUUCCAUGUAACACCUGUGGGAAAAUAUUCUCUAAUCUAACCAACUUAAAAGUGCACAUGAGAGUCCAUACAGGUGAAAAACCGUUUUCAUGUAACACCUGUGGGAAAAUAUUCUCUACGCUGAGGCUAUUAAAAGUGCACAUGAGAAUCCAUACAGGUGAGAAGCCGUACCUAUGUCACACUUGUGAGAAAAGAUUCUCUAUGCCGAGUGCAUUAAAACUGCACAUGAGAACACACACAGGUGAGAAGCCGUACCCAUGUGAUACCUGUGAGAAAAGAUUCUCUCAGCUGUGCACAUUAAAAGCACACAUGAGAACACACACAGGUGAGAAGCCGUACCCAUGUAACACCUGUGAGAAAAGAUUUUCUGAGAGGAGCAAAUUAAAACGACACAUGACUCUCCAUACAGAUGAGAAGCCGUACAAUUGUAAAACUUGUGGUGAAAAGUUCAGAUAUACUACCCAUUUGACUAGACACAUGAGAACACACACAGUGGGAAAAGAUUCUGUCUGAUGCCAGAUUUGAAAAGACUCAUGAAAAUACAUUGAUGGCAAG
Scomber japonicus (chub mackerel) is the source of this 1224-nucleotide messenger RNA. Its product is annotated as zinc finger protein 239-like. The record is from RefSeq and is a predicted model, not a curated record. The coding region runs from base 1 to 1182 and encodes 393 amino acids. Lineage: Eukaryota; Metazoa; Chordata; Actinopteri; Scombriformes; Scombridae. Gene Ontology annotation, cellular component: nucleus. The transcript has 2 exons.